GCUGCGUCACUUCCGCUCACCACAGACAGGAGGGUGGGGACAAACAGCUGGUAAGCGAUGCCGUGAUCCUACCGCCGAUCGGCUGUUUUUCCGCACCGAUGAACGCCUUUACCGGAGCCACUGCAGGAAAUGACCGAGAGGCCUUACAGAUAGUUUGUGCUUUUGUUACUUCAGUCUGCGUUUGCUGAGAGAGCCCUAUCUGGAAGCACAUUUGUUUCCGUUGUGAGUAUUAACUACCUCAGAUACUGCAAAUAGAUCAAGAAAGAGAGAGAGCCCGGCCAUCUCUCUCCGUCUCUCAGCUGCUCCAGAACCCUCUGACCGACCGGAUCCGUCAGAGCCGAGCACAAACGGAACGUGCCAAGGAACGUUUUCCUCCCCUGAAAAUGUUUAGAGUUUUCUAUUUUUAUUAGAGGUCUACAGAACGCUAGAAUUCAGAAGGUUUUUGCUUCCAAUUGAAGGAUUGACGAUGCACUUCGGAUUGAAGAGGACACGCAGGGCGGUCGUCUUUUUUUCCUUGUGAUGCACACGUGAAGCGCUUCUAAGGGAAAACUGCACACCGACAGUAGCGUUUCGUUGGGAUAUUUUGUUGUUUUUGAUGUAAGCUGCAUCCAGGGUUGAAUUCUUCAGAAUUCUUCAGACCUCUCCAGACGCCACCUCGUCUCUGAUGGAAACUUUAAGCUGUCCGUUUACCCAGCAGGCCCAGGUUAGGGGGCAUUGAAAACCCGCGUGCAGGUAAAGCAGGACUUGGCGAGGACACGCACCACCGGGCCACGUCGAACACUUAUGUAUUGUUGCAGCGCACAAGAAAGUAAAAUGGACUACAAGCUGCGCUUUUUGAUUGGCGGGUCCAAGCACAAAGUGCAGCAACACCAGCAGCCGUACCCGUUGCCCGAGCUCAGCCGGACCCUCAGUGCCCCCUUGGGGACUUCCUGCUCCACCCCGUCUCCCAUGGCGACCAUAGGCUCCGCCCCUUCCGGCUGCCACGGGCCAGCCCCGGGCACUACCACGGCGAUCGCGGACAUCCAGCAGGGCAUCUCCAAAUACCUGGACGCGCUGAACGCCUUCUGCCGCGCCAGCGCGUUCCUGACGGAGCUCUUCGGCAGCGUGUUCCGGGACUCCCGAUAUUCCAAAGCAGCUAUGCAACUGAAAGACGUGCAGGAACAUGUCAUGGAAAUGACCGGCCGACUCACCACCGCAAUAAAGCCGGAGAUCGGCAAGAUGCUGAUGGAGCUCAGCGCGGGCGCAGCUAACUUCAAAGACCAAACCGACUUCAGCCUGCAGGAUGUUGAGGUGUUGGGUCGCUGCUUCCUGACUGUCAUGCAGGUGCAUUUUCAGUUCCUGUCGCAGGCGUUGCAGAAAGUGCAGCCGGUUGCGCAGUCGUGCCUGGCAGAAGCGCUGGCACAGGUUCAGGAGAGGCGAGGGAACGCCCACACCCAGAACACGGGCCAUGGGCCUCUGACGGAGCUGGAGGAAGCCGUCCGCUCAUGGAAAGGAGCAUCGGAGGUGACGGCGUGUCUCAGGGAGAGAGGGAGAGACGGCUGUCUGUCUGGCAUUCAGGUCCAGCAGCUCUUCUGCUCUCAGAACACCUGUAUACCUGAACAUCAACUGAAAGAGCUCAACGCCAAGAUCGACCACGCGCUGCAGGCUUAUAAAGCAGCAUUAGACUCUUUGGGUCACAGUGAAUACGCUCUGAAGGCUGGAUUUCAACUUAAUCCUAAAGCAGUUGAAGCAGCGCUGCAGGGCUGUUGCAGCGAUGCAGAAGCGCAGCAGGCCGGCCGGUUUCACACCACGUCUCAGGCCAUCCAGUGUGAAUUACCCACAAUCCCUGUCCAGAUCGGCUCUCAUCUGCUCAGAGGAGUUUCCUUCAACGAAAGCGCGUCAGACAACCUGAAACUGAAAACGCAUGCCGUGCUGCAGAUGAUCAAAGACGCAGUAGAUCAGAACGGCGGGGCGGUGCGAGACGACUCCCCCGUCACAGAGGUGCUGAGUCAGGUGUGUCCCUCCAGCUGGAGAGUAGCGUGUAAGACUGCCGUUCAGCUGCUGUUCGGACAGGCCGGACUGGUGGUGGUCGACACGGCUCAGAUGGAGAAUAAGGAAGCUUACGCCCCUCAGAUCUGUCUUGAAGGAUCUAAAGUUGUGAUCCAGGUUCCCUCCACAUGGUGUCUGAAGGAAGAUCCAGCCACCAUGUCUCUCCUGCAGCGCUGUCUGGAUCCAGAGAAAACCCUCGGCCUGGUGGACGUGCUCUACACAGCCGUCUUUGACCUUCACAGCUGGAAGGAGCGCAAGGAACAAGCUCUGCCCACCAUACAGAUCCAACUUCAGCGUGACGUGACCGAUUACAGCAGCCCUCUAGAUCUUCCUACAGGACACAGCUCCAAACCUUCUAGCGGCCUCCCCAAAACCAUCUCCAAACUCACCUCACGCUUCACCAAGAAAACCAACUCCUCCAACUCCAGCGCGGGGGGCAGUUACUCCAUCCCCAGCACCCCCUCUCGAAGUGUCCUCACCAGCAACUCCGAAGACAAACCCGGGCGUCUGCACAGCCUGUUGCAGAUGAGCAGCAUGCCGUGCACGCCCGACCCCAGCCACGCUCAGAUGGCUAACGGGGCGUCCUCGGACGAGCAGGGCAUGAACCUGCCCACCGACCAGGAGAUGCAGGACGUCAUCGACUUCCUGUCGGGCUUCAACAUGGGCAAAUCCCAGCAGGCAUCCCCGCUGGUAAAGAGAAGGAACUCGGUGGCGGCCACCAAUGCGGCUGACUUGAAACCGCCCAGUGGAGCGGCUCCGCCCACCUCGCAGGCUCAAGUCGCUCAUAAUGUGUUGCAGUCGCUGGCGCAGAGCCUGCAGCAGCCGACGCCACCGCAACAACAACAGCAACAACUACCGUCUACCCCCAAACAACAGCAGCUUCCACAGUCGCAGCCCACAUCACAAGCCCUGCAGUUCUACCAGCAUCUGCUGCAGCCAAUUGGUCAGCCGCAGCCUCAACCGCAGCCACCGCAGGCGGCGCCUGUUUCCCCGCAGCUUUCUUCGCAGCCUCCUCAGCCUCUCUCGCAACGAAGAGUCCCCAGCAAGUGGCUGCAGGGUCCGCUGGGCGGUCUCUCCCCGAUCGGACCCUUGUCUCAGUGGGCCGCUCCGGGCCUGCCGGACCUCAGCUCGGACCUCUACAGCCUGGGGCUGGUCAGCACGUACAUGGACAGCGUCAUGUCGGAGAUGUUGGGUCACAAGCCCCUUCAGGGCCCGCGGAACAACACCUGGCCCAACAGAGACCAAAGUGAGCAGAGUCUGUUCGGAGUGCUGGGCGACUCCAUGCCCUUUGACCCGGCAGUUGGGUCUGAUCCAGAGUUUGCGCGUUACGUUGCCGGUGUGAAUCAGGCCAUGCAGCAGAAACGUCAGGCGCAGCACGUUCGGCGCCCCAGCAACACCCGCAGCAACUGGCCACACCCCGAUGAGCAGCACCGAGUCUGGCCACACCCAGAAUACUACAAUGAGGGGGAGGCGGUCAACAGUGGCUGGUCAGCCAAUCAGGGCGAUUCGGCCAGCUCGAGUGAUGAGACGUCUUCAGCCAACGGGGACAGUUUGUUCUCCAUGUUCUCUGGGCCUGACCUGGUGGCGGCUGUUAAACAAAGACGGAAACACAGUUGUGGUGAACAGGAAGUGUGCACUCUGCCCUCUCCUCCGCUCCAUCACUGCAGUGACGACAGUAACCAGGACUGCAAAACUAAAACGUGGCCUCCUAAAGCUCCCUGGCAGCACUCCUCACACACCAACACCAUGCCCAAUCCCAGCUCUUCCCUCUAUCAGAUGACCAUGCCCUCCAGCCAAUGGAGCGACUCCAUGCAAAUGCUGCAGUCUCCGGUGUGGUCGACAGCCAACGACUGCCCUCCAUCCUCUGGCAUCUCCUCCGGCUUCCCCUUCACACAACAACAGCAGCAGCAGGUCGCCCAGCAGAAGAUCCUGAACAAAGGCUUCAAAACCUUCCCGCUCAAACCUGAGCACCGACCCUCGUACCUCCACCAGUACUGAGCACCUGAUCUGAGAUCUGAGGACUGCUCACUGAACCAGGCUGCGUUCAGAGGUUCAGCCGAUCGUGGAAGAGAUUCACAGCGCUCAUCCGGGGCUUCGUAACAAACACCGCCGGAGUUUCUACCUUGUGCUAAAGUUUGCAGUAAAACCCACGUCCUCCCGGUCGAGACUUCACCCGUGUAAAUUAGAUUUCUUUCACCUCGUGUUUUCAUAGGGAAGUUUGCAUUUAACAUAGUGGUUAAUAACGGUUUUGUACACAGAUGCGUGUCAAUCCCCCAAACACAAACGUAACUGCCUUCCUCACUGUCCAAAAAUGCAUGAUUUAUUUAGCAGCAGCUAGUCGGACCAUUUCACUGGCAGCCGUAAAUGUGAGCCGACGGCGGAAAGCUCGUGAUUAGAGAUGUAUGUUAAACGCUUCAGUCUUGCUGCGGCGUUCGGGUUUGCGUUUACACGCUGUCUCCUGAGGCGAGUUUUUGAAAUGCAUGGCCAUCGUGCUGACACACAGCGCUCUAUUGCAGCUGCAUUACCAAGAUCCAGGGGGUCCCGAACCGGACGUCCCCCAGAAACCAUACUGUGUUUAAAUAGCUGUAACUGCCAAAUCUCCCGUCAUAUGACCCAGACUGCAGCUCUCAGCUACUGUUCCAUAGCUUGUAAAUUACUCUGGAAAAAAAGAACAAAAAAGAACUAUAAAUAAUUAACUUUUUAUGAAGAGGCUUUGAGCAGGCUCGGCAGAAAUAUAAUAAUCAUAGCAGAGGUGUAAUUUGAAAGAAAUACACUACUUUUUCAACAUCUGACAUUAAAAAAAGAAAAAUAUAAAUAAAAAAGGAUGUUAGCAGUAAGUAAACUUGUGCCAUGUUGUUUUGAAUAGCACUUGCAGAUAUUUUCUCUAACCAAAGGAUUGUUUAGAAGGGGGAAAUGGUGCUUGAAAUAAAUAGAAAUGCCGUUUGGGAGCCGUAGUUAGAUAUAUAUAUAUAUAUAUAUA
This is a messenger RNA of Triplophysa rosa, 5008 nucleotides long. Its product is annotated as granule associated Rac and RHOG effector protein 1-like. Gene Ontology annotation, molecular function: CCR4-NOT complex binding. Bases 784 to 4026 code for a protein of 1080 amino acids. Gene Ontology annotation, biological process: Rac protein signal transduction. The record is from RefSeq and is a predicted model, not a curated record. Lineage: Eukaryota; Metazoa; Chordata; Actinopteri; Cypriniformes; Nemacheilidae. The transcript is spliced from 14 exons.